Molecule: messenger RNA, 948 nt
Organism: Ylistrum balloti
Lineage: Eukaryota; Metazoa; Mollusca; Bivalvia; Pectinida; Pectinidae
Product: 1,5-anhydro-D-fructose reductase-like
Exons: 10
Coding region: 1-948 (315 amino acids)
Cellular component (GO): cytosol
Molecular function (GO): aldose reductase (NADPH) activity
Source: RefSeq, a predicted model, not a curated record
AUGGCGAAGGAGCUGACAUUGAAUUAUGGCAGGAAGAUCCCACAGAUAGGACUGGGCACAUCUCGGAUUCCCAAAGAUAUUUUAGAAGACACUGUUUGCCUAGCGAUACAGAAAGGGUAUCGGCAUUUUGACACUGCAUUUGCCUACCAAAAUGAGGUCGAGAUAGGAAAAGCACUCAAGCGGACGUUUGAGGACGGGGCGGUGAAAAGAGAAGACGUGUUCAUCACAUCAAAGUUGAGUGGCUACUACCAGGCCGAGGAAGAUGUAUAUUCCGCCUGUACCGAGAGUCUUCGCCGUCUCCAACUCGACUAUGUCGAUCUCUUUCUUAUCCACUCACCAUUAUCUCUCAAGAAUCCAGGAUAUUUUGUCACAAAGCGUGUUGACACCGGUUAUUUUGCAAGGGAUUUAAAGUCAACCUGGCGGUCCAUGGAAGAGUUGGUGUUUUCAGGGAAGGCUAAAUCAAUUGGUCUGUCCAACUUCAACUCACAGCAAAUUGAUUAUAUAUGCGACGGGGCAAGAAUUAAACCAGUUAUUAAUCAAGUCGAACUUAACGUUCGUUUUCCUCAACAUCAACUCCAGCGGUUCUGUGGAGAACGAGAUAUCCUGCUAACGGCGUAUGCUCCUAUGGGCUCUCCAGGUCAUCCAAGCUUGCAGAAUACUGUCGAGGAAAAAGUCCCUUUACUCCAGGAUCCCAUCAUUAGUAAACUAGCUGAAAGAUACAGAAAGAACACGGGGCAGAUUUUGCUCAAGAGCCUAGUCGACAGGGAUAUAGUGGUGAUUCCGAUGUCGACCAAUCCUGACCGACUUACUGCCAACUUACAGGUGUAUGACUUCGAAUUCAGCGAAGAAGACCUGAAAAGCAUUGCUGGUUUAGAUGAUGGGAUACGCCGAUUUGGACGUGUAAAAAGCAAAGAUCAUCCAGAUUACCCCUUCAACUUACCUUUUUGA